AUUAUUUCAACACCAAAUUACAGUCACACUACACAUUUGAUAUCAAAUGUUUUAACUUCCAACAAUCAUUUUCCCUUAAUAACUCCCUUCUUCAUCCCCAAAACUACAUUACAACACAAUUGUUGAAACCGUCGCAAUAACCAACCAGUUAUCUAAUUCUCAUCUUCAGGUACCCUUCACCUACGUCUCCAUCAUGUCUCACGCUUCUUCCAUCUUCACUCUUCUCAGUCCAACAUUUCUCUCUUAACAAGCAUUUCUAUAAUUCUCAUCCAUUGCUCAGAGAAGAUAGAACAAGAAAAAGAAGAGAUUUUGAUUCGACCCAUGUGAGCCCAGAACGUUAAACUCCAGAUCUGAAACCAAAGAUACAAACUUUCGUCUCUAGAAACUCAAAUGCUCAAAAGGGGUAUCUCAUAAUUCAUCACAAUUUUCAAAGAUCAACCAACACGAUGGGUGGGGGAAGAGUCAAAAACAACAACCCCACGAAUGUUUCAAUGGAUCACGUGCUUGAGGCUUUAGGUGAAACGAAAGAAGAAAGGGAUAUUCGAAUUCGGAGCCUGUUCAAUUUCUUCGAUGCCGGGAACAAUGGGUACUUGAAUUAUGGUCAGAUAGAGACAGGGCUAUCGGCAUUGCAAAUUCCAGGAGAGUACAAAUACGCGAGGGAGCUUUUCAAGGUUUGUGAUUCGAACAGCGACGGUAGGGUUGAUUACAAUGAGUUUCGUCGGUAUAUGGAUGCUAAGGAAUUGGAACUUUACUGCAUCUUUCAAGCGAUUGAUGUGGCACAUAAUGGUAGUAUUCUUCCUGAAGAGCUUUGGGAUGCACUUGAUAGGGCUGGGAUUGAAAUGGAUGAAGAGGAGCUUGCUCGUUUCGUGGAGCAUGUUGACAAAGACAAUAAUGGAACUAUCACUUUUGAAGAAUGGAGAGAUUUUCUUCUACUUUACCCUCACGAAGCAACUAUCGAAAAUAUAUAUCACCACUGGGAGAGAGUGUACCAAGUAGACAUCGGAGAUCAAGCUGUCAUUCCUGAAGACAUUAGCAAGCACGCUCACCGGAGCAAAUAUUUUAUUGCUGGAGGAAUAGCAGGCGCUACGUCGCGUACAGUUACUGCUCCUCUCGAUCGUCUGAAGGUGGUCUUGCAAGUCCAAACUACACGUUCUUCCGCCAUGUCAGCAGUUACGACAAUAUGGAAGCAAGAUAGGUUAAGGGGUUUUUUCCGAGGUAAUGGGUUGAACGUUGUGAAGGUAGCACCAGAAAGUGCCAUCAAAUUCUAUGCUUUUGAAAUGUUGAAAAAUGUAAUUGGAGAUGCUCAAGGCAACAAGUCCGAUAUCGGUGCUGCUGGGAGGCUUUUAGCAGGUGGCGUGGCUGGUGGAAUUGCUCAGACUGCAAUCUAUCCAUUGGAUCUUAUCAAAACUAGGUUACAAACUUGUGCCUCUGAAGGUGGAAGAGCUCCUAAUCUUGGAACACUCACAAAGAAUAUAUGGAUUCAAGAGGGGCCUCGAGCUUUCUACCGAGGACUUCUUCCGUCUGUGAUCGGCAUGAUUCCUUAUGCUGGCAUUGAUCUCGCCGUUUAUGAUACCUUGAAAGAUAUGUCCAGGAGAUAUAUUAUUCACGAUAAUGAUCCUGGUCCUCUAAUACAACUAGGAUGUGGAACAAUUUCUGGAACCCUUGGAGCUACUUGUGUCUAUCCGCUGCAGGUUAUUCGUACUAGGCUGCAGGCACAACCGUCAAACAGUUCCGAUGCGUACAAGGGGAUGUUUGAUGCAUUUUGCAGAACUUUUCAGCAUGAAGGCUUUAGAGGUUUCUACAAAGGACUCCUUCCAAAUCUACUGAAAGUUGUGCCAGCUGCUAGCAUUACUUACAUGGUCUAUGAAAGGAUGAAGAAAAAUCUCGAUCUAGAGUAGAGUCUAUAUAUUACCUGGUUUUCGUACACGCAUCUAGCUACGUUAAGUGUUGACUUAGCUUGUCCUUAUGGUACUUCCAGUUAGCUUUGAAUAUCUACAUUGUAGGUAAAGUGUUCUUAUCCUAGUAGACUAUACCUCAUGGUUGAGCUAUUAUAGUUAUUUUUUCGAUGUAAUUGAGCUAAUACAGAAUACUUAGCAAAUCUUGCAUUGUUGAUGACGGCGAUAAAAAAUAUGUAUUAUUAGUCCUUUAAGGCAAAUAUUAAUUCCUUCUGUGAUCUUCAAACAUUAUUUUCUAGUAAGAAACAUGGGAAGCAUUUUCUCA
This is a messenger RNA of Vicia villosa (hairy vetch), 2220 nucleotides long. RefSeq names its product calcium-dependent mitochondrial ATP-magnesium/phosphate carrier protein 3. Lineage: Eukaryota; Viridiplantae; Streptophyta; Magnoliopsida; Fabales; Fabaceae. The record is from RefSeq and is a predicted model, not a curated record. The coding region runs from base 447 to 1898 and encodes 483 amino acids. Gene Ontology annotation, molecular function: calcium ion binding; ATP transmembrane transporter activity. The transcript is spliced from 4 exons. Gene Ontology annotation, biological process: transmembrane transport.